UAUGGAUGGAUGGAGGGAUUUUCCAACAGGAAUGUUGCCAUUACUUUUAAUAAUUUUGUGUGAUUUUAUAAUUACUUUGGGGAAUUUUUUGAUGAGAAAAAAAUAUCGAAUAAAACUAGAAAAAGGAAUUGUCCUUUUAAGGACAAUUUUAUGAAAUUUUAUAUUUUUUUUGGACAUUUUUGGAUCGAUAAAAAGUAGCUGAUUUAACACUAUUUCACUGUUAAAAAUCAUUAAUAUUUUU
Meloidogyne enterolobii is the source of this 241-nucleotide messenger RNA. Lineage: Eukaryota; Metazoa; Nematoda; Chromadorea; Rhabditida; Meloidogynidae. The record is from the annotation of a GenBank genome assembly.